Molecule: messenger RNA, 1609 nt
Organism: Procambarus clarkii (red swamp crayfish)
Lineage: Eukaryota; Metazoa; Arthropoda; Malacostraca; Decapoda; Cambaridae
Source: RefSeq, a predicted model, not a curated record
AUGAUUUGCCGGUGGAGAGGGGAACUGGUGGCGAAUAUAUACCCAGGAAACUCUACUCUACAACCCAACCCAGGAAACUCUACUCUACAACCCAACCCAGGAAACUCUACUCUACAACCCAACCCAGGAAACUCUACUCUACAACCCAACCCAGGAAACUCUACUCUACAACCCAACCCAGGAAACUCUACUCUACAACCCAACCCAGGAAACUCUACAACCCAACCCAGGAAACUCUACAACCCAACCCAGGAAACUCUACUCUACAACCCAACCCAGGAAACUCUACUCUACAACCCAACCCAGGAAACUCUACAACCCAACCCAGGAAACUCUACUCUACAACCCAACCCAGGAAACUCUACUCUACAACCCAACCCAGGAAACUCUACUCUACAACCCAACCCAGGAAACUCUACUCUACAACCCAACCCAGGAAACUCUACUCUACAACCCAACCCAGGAAACUCUACUCUACAACCCAACCACAGGAAACUCUACUCUACAACCCAACCCAGGAAACUCUAUACUCUACAAACCAACCCAGGAAACUCUACUCUACAACCCAAACCCAGGAAAACUCUACUCUACAACCCAACCAGGAAACUCUACUCUACAGUCCAACCAAGGAACUCUACUCUACAACCCAACAACCCAGGAAACUCUACUCUACAACCCACCCCAGGAAACUCUACUCUACAACCCAACCCAGGAAACUCUACAACCCAACCCAGGAAACUCUACAACCCACCCCCGGAACUCUACUACUCUACAACCCAACCCAGGAAACUCUACUCUACAUCCAACCCAGGAAACUCUACUCUACAAACCAACCCCAGAAACUCUACUCUACACCCAAACCCAGGAAACUCUACUCUACAAUCCAACCCAGGAAACUCUACUCUACAACCCAACCCAGGAAACUCUACUCUACAACCCAACCCAGGAAACUCUACAACCCAACCCAGGAAACUCUACUCUACAACCCAACCCAGGAAACUCUACAACCCAACCCAGGAAACUCUAAUCUACAACCCAGGAAACUUGGGCUUCAUGUUGCAAUGUUUGGAAGACCAAGAUUUCGGGCCCGUGUGGUUGAGUCUCCUGUCGGAGCUUCUACAGGAAUAUGCCAGAUGGGUCUUUGUUGGGAGGAGUGCCGCGGGCGACCAGCCUAUUGUUGUCGGCAGGGCAGGCCAACCGGUCUUCAAUAUUUUGAUAACGACGAGUUUCCAUUACUCUCGGGAGCCCGUUGGCGCUGGUGCUGUCAGUGAUCCUGCUACUGGUGCUGUCAGUGAUCCUGCUACUGGUGCUGUCAGUGAUCCUGCUACUGGUGCUGUCAGUGAUCCUGCUACUGGUGCUGUCAGUGAUCCUGCUACUGGUGCUGUCAGUGAUCCUGCUACUGGUGCUGUCAGUGAUCCUGCUACUGAUGCUGUCAGUGAUCCUGCUACUGAUGCUGUCAGUGAUCCUGCUACUGAUGCUGAUGGCUUUACUGCUGAAGAGGUAGAAGAGAAGGAGGAGAAGGAUGAGGAGGAGGAGGAAGAAAGACUCUUUUCCUCUCGUAUAAACAAGAGGUGGAACACCGCCGAAGGAAAGACAUGGAAUCCACAGU